Molecule: messenger RNA, 957 nt
Organism: Echinops telfairi (small Madagascar hedgehog)
Lineage: Eukaryota; Metazoa; Chordata; Mammalia; Afrosoricida; Tenrecidae
Product: olfactory receptor 6C2-like
Exons: 1
Coding region: 16-957 (313 amino acids)
Biological process (GO): G protein-coupled receptor signaling pathway
Cellular component (GO): membrane
Molecular function (GO): olfactory receptor activity; G protein-coupled receptor activity
Source: RefSeq, a predicted model, not a curated record
CAGAAAUACAAGUCAAUGAUGAGAAACCAUACAUCAGUGACUACAUUCAUACUUCUGGGACUGACAGAUGAUCCUCAAAUGAACGCUCUGGUGUUUUUUGUUUUGUUUGUCACUUACACACUAAGUGUAACUGGAAACCUGACCAUCAUUGUACUCGUUUUGGAGGAUCCCCGUCUUAAAACUGCCAUGUACUUUUUCCUCAAAAACUUUUCCUUUUUAGAGAUUUCGUUCACUACUGUCUGUAUUCCAAGAUUCCUAUAUAGCCUAUCAACUGGGGAUAAGAGCAUUACCUAUUUUGCUUGUGUUUCUCAAAUGUUUUUAGUCCUCCUCUUGGGAGCUACAGAAUUUUUUCUCCUGGCCCUCAUGUCCUAUGACCGCUAUGUGGCCAUCUGCAAACCCCUGCAUUAUGUGACCAUCAUGAAUAGUAGAGUCUGUGGAAGGCUAGUUUUCUGCUGUUGGACAGCAGGGUUUUUUUUCAUCAUCAUACCACUUAUUCCAGGUCUUUCCCUGGAGUUCUGUAACUCUAAUGUCAUUGAUCAUUUUGCCUGUGAUGCUUCUCCUCUCCUGAAGAUUUCUUGUUCAGACACAUGGGUUGUAGAACAGAUGGCUAUAGUGUUUGCCAUCAUCAUCUUGCUCACAACUCUCCUGUGUGUAGUUCUGUCCUAUUCCCUCAUCAUCAAGACCAUCCUAAAGUUCCCGACUGCUCAGCAAAGGAAGAAAGCCUUUUCUACCUGCUCUUCCCACAUGAUUGUGGUUUCUAUAACUUAUGGGGGUUGUAUCUUCAUUUACAUCAAACCUUCAGCAAAGGAUGAAGUGGCCAUUAAUAAAGGUGUGGCACUGCUCACUACUACCUUUGCCCCUAUGUUAAAUCCAUUUAUUUACACCUUGAGGAACAAGCAAGUGAAACAAGCUUUCAUGGACGUCAUCAAAAGAAUUUCAUUCAUCUUCAAAAAAUGA